Ophidiomyces ophidiicola is the source of this 1143-nucleotide messenger RNA. RefSeq lists its product as uncharacterized. The transcript is spliced from 3 exons. NCBI's taxonomy places the organism in Eukaryota, Fungi, Ascomycota, Eurotiomycetes, Onygenales, Onygenaceae. Gene Ontology annotation, biological process: proteolysis. The coding region runs from base 1 to 1143 and encodes 380 amino acids. Gene Ontology annotation, molecular function: serine-type endopeptidase activity. The record is from RefSeq and is a predicted model, not a curated record.
AUGGCAGCACCCUUACCUCAGGAAGGUGAGGGCAGAAUUAUUGGUGGUUCGCCGGCAGGACAGGGCCAGUUCCCUGCCACAGUAGCCCUCGUCCGAGGUAAUAGUCAGUUCUGUGGCGGUGCCUUGAUUGGCCCGAAACUUGUUCUCACAGCAGCACAUUGUGUUGAUAAAGGGGCUGCUAGCAGCAUUCAGGUUCGCGCAGGAUCUCUGAAUUCCCUUUCGGGCGGCGUAACUGCUCGGGCUGCUAGGAUUGUGGGCCACCGUGGAUGGAAUCAGCCAAGAUUCAACAACGAUGUUGCACUUAUAGUGUUGGAAACCCCCAUUCAAAAGAGCUCAACAAUUAGCUAUGGUUCCCUGGUAACAUCUGCCUCUGAUCCCACCGGUUCAUGUACAUCAGCCGGCUGGGGUCUCACCCGUCCGAAAGGACAACCCUCUCGGCAGUUACUAUUCGUCGAUACCCCGCUCGUUGAUCGUGAAACCUGCAAGCAAUCGUAUGGAUCAAUGCUUACAGAUGGCAUGAUCUGUGCUGGAGGCAGAACCAACGCCGUAUGCAAUGGAGAUAGCGGUUCUCCAUUGUACGACAGCUCGAAACGCAUUGUUGGCAUUGUAUCCUGGGGAUCUGAUUGCGGCUCGAGAGGAUCUCCAGGCGUCUACACCAAAGUCGGCAAGUAUCUGGACUGGAUCAAGCAGAACAGUGGCGGCGCUGGAGGUGGUGAUCAGCCAGAACAGCCCGACCAGCCUGGAAAGCCAGGACAGCCAGGGAAGCCAGGACAGCCAGGGAAGCCAGGACAACCUGGACAACCUGGACAACCUGAGCAACCUGAACAACCUGAACAACCUGGCCAACCCGGACGACCCGGCCAGCCUGGCCAGCCCGGAAGACCCGGACAGCCAGGACGACCCGGCCAACCCGGAAGACCCGGACAGCCAGGACGGCCACAGCCAGAGCAACCUGAGGGACCCGAGCAGCAGCCAGAGCAACCCGGUCGUCCUGGCCGCCCUGACAGCCCCGGCUUCCCUGGCGGCUUCCCCGGUGGCCGCCCUAGUUUCCCUGGCUGGCGCCCUAGUUUCCCUGGUGGCUUCCCUGGCUGGCGCCCUAGUUUCCCUGGUGGCCGCCCAUGGCAGUUCCCUGGAGCUUGGUAG